Messenger RNA from Zootermopsis nevadensis, 1576 nucleotides. The record is from RefSeq and is a predicted model, not a curated record. Lineage: Eukaryota; Metazoa; Arthropoda; Insecta; Blattodea; Termopsidae.
AUUUCAUUAAAAAUAGAUUAAUUUGUAUUAUAUACGCGAAUAUGUCAAGUCUAUGAAUAAAAGUUCUUGUAUUGUUUUGGAUUCGGUUGAUAGAUGUCGUAAAUAUGUUGGUAUUAGCUGUGUCAUAAGAUUGUGUUGGAAUGGAGGGGAGGUGUUGCAUGUGUAGUGAUGUAAGUUGCUAGGAAGGUUUUAAUCACGCUUGUGUGUGGUUCUGCUACCCGGUGUCGUUAAGUGUUUUGAUGAUUAUGGUAGUUUUAUCCUCAUUUACUAGAAAGCAUGACGUUCAGUUUGUUCCGUGUCUUGUGGACUCUCUUACAUGUGUUUCUGACGGCAGUGCACUUUAUAGAAAGCGUGUGGAAUUCUUUACGCCGAAAGUUAGAUCUAGUUUCUAAGAACUAUGUGGACGAUGAACUUGGAUUUAUUUCAAGACACGUGAAAUUAUUUAAUAAAAUUCCGUCACACUUAGUAGUCAUAGUAGGUAAUGAAACAAUAUCCUAUAGGGACCUGGCAAAUGUAGCUGUUUGGUCCAUAGCAGCUGGAAUUUCUUUCGUAAGCUUCUAUGAUCAUCAUGGGAUUUUAAAGAAGAAUGAAGCCGAGUUACUCAAAGCCCUUUCAGAGAAAACAAAAGCACAAUUUGAAAACAUUGUAUGGGGGAAGAGAACUAAGACACAUGGGUUAAUAAAUAAGAAUGGAACAAAAAAUGGUAAUGGUGUUGUGUCGUCACACAAGCUUCAUUUAAAUAUUUUUUCCUUGAGUGAUGGAAAAGGAGCUUUGGUGAAGCUGACUAAGAGCCUCUGCCAGUCUGUCAUUGCUGGUCAGAUGACAGUGACAGAUAUUAAUCAGGACUUGAUUGAUGAAAAGUUAAGGGCAGAAAUGGACAUUCCAGAUCCUGAACUUGCUCUUUACUGCGGAGACGUGUGUUCCACAUAUGGCUUCCUUCCCUGGCAGAUACAUGUCACAGAAUUCCUGCAGCUGCAGUCACAUCACAACAUUCAAAUAAAGGAUUUCCUGUUACUAUUAAAAAAAUAUGGAAAAUGUGUACAGAGACAUGGAAAAUGACUUUGGAUCAGAUAAUUGGGGUUUAUGAAUUAUAUGAAUACACUUCUUUGGAGGAUGAAGUCAAGCAAGGAAAUUUGAGGAUCACUGAAUUGUCAAACAUUUACAGCCUUGAUUAAUUUAAGAGUUCCAAUCUUCAGUAUAGGGGUUUAAGAGCUAUGUUUCUGGGAAAUGCAGGUCCACCAAUAGAAUGAAAUAUAAAUAUAUCACUUCUGACAUCACAAGAGGUAGGACUUGCAAAUGCAAUUAUAGCACACAAUCUUUCGUGAUGCCAUAUUCUUAAAUCUGCAUUUUCAUCAAUGGAAAUGGAAAUCCCCCCCAAACAACAUUAAGUGAAAAUCAGUCUAAUUAUUGGCCUACACACCAGAUCAUACUGAUCUUAAAAAACUAUACCAACAGCUCGAUCAGUUCAGUGACAUGAAAAAUGUUAAAAAUUUCUUUGCAAAAGUAUCGGGUAUUCAGUAUGUUAAUUUUUGUAUGCUUGUGAAUAAUACAAAUACAUAAAAAGCAUAUAAAUGAA